GCCCCCCGGGGGGAUAAGAUUUCAACAGACCUUGCCAAAAUGCCAUCUCAAAUGGAACACGCCAUGGAAACCAUCAUGUUUAUAUUUCACAGAUAUGCAGGGGAUAAAGGCUACUUAGUAAAGGAAGACCUGAGAGUACUCAUGGAUAAGGAGUUUUUGGAAAACCAAAAAGAUCCUCUGGUUGUGGACAAAAUAAUGAAGGACCUGGAUCAGUGCCGAGAUGGCAAAGUGGGCUUCCAGAGCUUCUUUUCACUAAUUGCAGGCCUCACCAUUGCAUGCAAUGACUACUUCGUAGUACACAUGAAGCAGAAGGGAAAGAAUAGAUAGAAUCCAGCACUUAUU
Dipodomys ordii (Ord's kangaroo rat) is the source of this 342-nucleotide messenger RNA. Its product is annotated as protein S100-A10-like. The transcript has a single exon. The record is from RefSeq and is a predicted model, not a curated record. Gene Ontology annotation, cellular component: cytoplasm. Gene Ontology annotation, molecular function: calcium ion binding. Lineage: Eukaryota; Metazoa; Chordata; Mammalia; Rodentia; Heteromyidae. Bases 40 to 327 code for a protein of 95 amino acids.